AUGACGUCACCAACCCCGAAGACCAGCCCCCGAGGACCUAAUGACGUGGAACAUGCGAUAACCCACCCUCAGCGUCUCAAGGUUCGGUAUCUGCGGUCUGCCGUACCUCGCUCCAUCAUAGGGGGUGGGUUCCCACUACGGCCGGGUGCUGUCAGCUUCCUGAGAAGACACACUACUCUAGGAAGGACCAUGUUGACAGAACAAAGCUCUUUGAUCAGAGCGAACAGACAGUGGCAGCGUGCAUCUGAUCGCAGUACCUCUGAGGGCGGAGGGUGGAGCCUUCAGUUUACGACCGUGCCAAAGGGAGCGGGAGGUUUAGGGCCUAUCAACAUCAGCUGA
This is a messenger RNA of Nezara viridula (southern green stink bug), 339 nucleotides long. NCBI's taxonomy places the organism in Eukaryota, Metazoa, Arthropoda, Insecta, Hemiptera, Pentatomidae. The record is from the annotation of a GenBank genome assembly.